UUCUAAAACAAUGUGGCAACAUUGCUUUGGUCUGUGAGAAAUACAAACAUUGCUAAAAAAUAAAUUUAUACUUUUUUUCUGUUGCAAUUUGCAACGUACGGUGUAGUUUUUGCCUUGGCUCUCCUUUUGACGGUACUAUUGGCCACAUAGUUUAAAAAUGGCAUCUUCAUCAAAUGUUAACGGCAAUUUAAUGGAUGAAUUCGAGGAAGCUUUUCAAAAUUGUUUGCUUUCCCUUACAAAACUGGAGGCUAAUACCGGCACCAACAAAGAGGAAGUGGAGUUGGAAGUUCAAAAGACAACAAAUCGAUUCAUAGAUGUGGCCCGUCAGAUGGAAGCUUUCUUUUUGCAAAAGCGCUUCCUGGUUUCGACACUUAAGCCCGAUCAACUGAUUAAAGAUGAGAAUCAAGAUUUGCGCAUUGAAAUACAGAGAAAAGAAACUUUGCUAAACAAACACUAUAGCCGUUUGGAAGAAUGGAAAGGUUGUUUGUCAGAUAUUCAACAAAAUCCAGCCAUACUUAAUAGGCCAGUGGGACCUGGCGGAAUCGCCGCGGGCCUGGGUGAUGUAGCAGCAGGAGGAUUGCCCGGACCAUCUGGUUCAUCGGGCCCCAUGGGUGGAAUGGGAGGUCCGCAACAACGACCAGGAAUGAUACCAAAUAUGCCAGGUGGUGCCAUGGGCCAACUUGGACAAAUGAAUCAAGGUGGGCCCCAACAGCACUUGCAAAAUCAAAAGAUGUUGCAGGCCCAGCAAAUGCAGCUAAGAAUGAUGGGAAAGUUGCCUAAAUAACAUUUAUAUUCUUCAAAUAAAAUAAUGAUUGUAGCCUAAGCCUUAUUAAUAUCAA
Messenger RNA from Stomoxys calcitrans (stable fly), 839 nucleotides. RefSeq names its product mediator of RNA polymerase II transcription subunit 28 (gene MED28). The transcript has a single exon. The coding region runs from base 158 to 784 and encodes 208 amino acids. The record is from RefSeq and is a predicted model, not a curated record. Gene Ontology annotation, cellular component: mediator complex. Lineage: Eukaryota; Metazoa; Arthropoda; Insecta; Diptera; Muscidae.